AUGGCAUCACCACUGAUGGAUGUCUAUCUGGAAACAGCUGCAAGAGAAGGGAAUGAAAGUUACCUGAAUGAAAUUCAAGUAAAUGUCAGCGGAGAAGAGAACGGAGAAGCAACUCCGGAUGAAAGCUACUUCCUCGGUCAAACACCGGAUGGGGACAACAUUUUUCACUUGGCAGCUAGCCGAGACCGCUGUGGCUUCAUAGUGAAGGCUCUGCAGAAAAUUCCUGCAGUAGUGCUGCUAAUCUGCCAGAGUAAUUGCCGGGGUGAAAAUCCGUUGCACAUUGCUGCGGGAUUAGGUCACCUUGAAUUAGUGCAGGCGCUAGUAAAUUUCUACAAGUCUCACUUGCAGGAUGUCAAAGAUAGGAAGGCGAGAUCCACCUUACUGUCUCUUAUGGUGGUUGAAGAGGGAACCAGUCCUGAGCCAUGGGCAGCUCAAGACUCGAGUGGAAACACACCACUGCACGAGGCUCUCAAGAAUGGAUAUGAGGAGGUGGCAGUUUACCUGCUUCAGGUGGAGCCUAAAUUGGCUAAUUCUGCUAACAAUGCUGCAGAAGGAACCCUAUACCUUGCUGCAGCAUAUGGUCAUGAGCAAGUUCUCCACAUGAUCCUAAACUCUGACAUUUCUUACAGCAUAAGUGCACCAGCUGGGUUGACUCCACUCCACGCAGCAAUACACAACUGCACAGAAGAUGUUGUUAAACUCUUGCUAGAGAAACACCCAGAGCUAGCAAAGAUAGCAGAUAAGCGCAAGCAAACAGCUUUAUACUACGCAGCAGUAGCAAACAAAGAGGGACAUGUGGAAGCGAUACUAAAAACGGAGAAAUCGUGUGCAUACCUACGUGACGAGAAAGGUCUUACUCCUUUACUUAUUGCAGCAAGUCUUGGCCAAUUAAAAGCUGUUCGUGCAAUCCUCCUUCAUUGUCCUCAGUCUGUUACAGUUUGUGAUACUAAUUGUAAGACUGCCCUACAUCUUCUGAAAUUGGGAGGUUACCAAGAAGGCACAGAAAUGCUUAGUAUUCCAGAACUGGAGAGGCUCGUCAAUAUACCAGAUAUAGAAGGAAAUACUCCAUUACAUCUGGCAGCAAAGAACUCUGACCACAUUAUGGCAAAGGUCAUACUAGAUACUGAUAAGUCAGGGAUUAAUCUGAGGAAUAAAGAAGGUUACACACCAUUGGAUUUUAUAAAAGUACAGCAACAACUCUCUGAAAACAUGGCAGAAAUAGGCUACCACCUACUAAUGGAAGGUGACAAACAAACACGUACUCAACCUCAAGUGAUCAACAAAACAGUGCUUUGUCCAGAAAAAGCCAACGAAAGAAUACAGAAAAACUUCAGUACCCUCGGGGUUAUAGCUGUAGUUUUAGCAGCUGUUACUUUUGCCGCAGGAUUUCUAAUCCCAGGUGGGUUUGAUAGAAGUGGUAGUGCUGUUCUUAUAAGGGAUACAGUUUUCAAGGUGUUCAUGCUGUCAAACACAGCUGCUAUGUGUGGCUACACAGUCGUUCUGUUCACUACUCUUUGGGAAAUGAUGCUUGCUCAGCGAAGUGAUGAGCCUAGAUAUCUUCUGUCUUUCAGCAUCCAUAUUCUUCAAUUGUCUUUCUAUGCAACACUCAUAGCCUUUGUGAGCAGUGCAUAUGCUCUGACAUCAGCUCGGUCACUAUGGUUGGCAAUUGUUCUAGUGUGCUUGCCUCCAUGUGCAGUUUUACUAACUAUAUCAAAAUCCCUUGUUUUUCGCCUAGCAAGAAUUUUCUCCAGACUUCAGAUUUAUUGA
This is a messenger RNA of Spinacia oleracea (spinach), 1767 nucleotides long. RefSeq lists its product as uncharacterized. Gene Ontology annotation, molecular function: protein binding. NCBI's taxonomy places the organism in Eukaryota, Viridiplantae, Streptophyta, Magnoliopsida, Caryophyllales, Amaranthaceae. The record is from RefSeq and is a predicted model, not a curated record. Gene Ontology annotation, cellular component: plasma membrane. The transcript has 3 exons. The coding region runs from base 1 to 1767 and encodes 588 amino acids.